Messenger RNA from Paramecium tetraurelia, 1338 nucleotides. RefSeq lists its product as uncharacterized. The transcript has 4 exons. NCBI's taxonomy places the organism in Eukaryota, Ciliophora, Oligohymenophorea, Peniculida, Parameciidae. The record is from RefSeq and is a predicted model, not a curated record.
AUGGCAAGAGGAGCAUGCAGUUCAUAUACAAUAGAAGAACAAUUCAAACUAUAAGUGGUGGUGUUUGUGUUUGGAAAACACUUGGCUGCUAAGAUAAGUCCUGUAUUAGUGGUCUUACUUUCACUUGAACCCCAUAAUGAUUUCUAUACUUACUAUAAUACAGCAAUAGCAUAAUAUACUGUUGUAGCCACUCCGAGCAAUAGUGGUGAUAGCUCAACUUUAGGAGGGUGUUAAUAGAGAGCUGCAGGUAUAACAUAUAUUGACAAAGAAUAGUGUUAAAUAACUAAAUAUGGGGAUCCAUAGUAAAUGGAGUGGAUACUUAAUAUGCUGUUCUGGUUUUUUGCUACUGCUUCUGUAAUGAUGAUGAUCCAAAAAGCUAGAGCUUACAUUGCUAAUAAAUGCACAUUCUCAGAUUCCGAAAAAUAGAUGUUUAGAUAUUCCUGCUACUUUGCGAAACAAUAACAUCGUAAAUAAUUGUUUUUAUACUUAUGGCUGGUUGAUCGUGCUAUAGGACAGGAACUGUCUGUAUUUCAUGUGAAAAUGCUCUAGAUAUAACAGCCACUGCAAAUGAUUGCGAUAAUUUUAUUGAUGACUGUGAUUUAGAUAAUGUUAAAUGCAAAACUAAAGUUUCUGGAGAUUUUGCCUUUGCCACAGAUGCUUUAUGUAAAUGAGCUAUUUCUAAAUGCAACCAUUUAUGUUUUAGAUAAAGCCCGAUGUGUUACUUCUUCAAAAGGAGAAUAAUUUGAUUAGGUUCCAGAUAUGGAUUGGAUAAUAAAAAAUGAGAUUAAUUAUACCAUAAAAACCUUAUCCUUAGAACCAGAUACUUUGAUAACUGAAGACUUAUGCAAAGAAUAUUUUCCUAUUUGCCCAACAAAAUAAGGAGAAAGAUGUCUUCAAAAGUUAACGUGCUUACUCAAUUUCAAUAAAAGUUAGGAUGUCAUUCAACAAAUAUGCAGAGUUGAAGAAUUUUUAGAGGAUGGGAUUGCACUGCAGAAUUCAUGGGAGAUGUGCAAAGGUAUAAAAUUGGGUGUUAGAGUUGCUUGUAGAUCGAAUAAUAUAUGUUAUGAUGGCUCUCAAGGAGCUUGUUUCUUUACACUUCUUGUUAGAGUUUAGAGUGGACCAGUGAUUAAUGAAGUAAAUAAAUAAGUGAUAAAUGUACAGCAGAUGGAUAAAUAUUGUGUGGCCAUUGUUUCAUCUUCAGAAAAAAAUACUUAUGGAAGUUGUGCCAUUGGAGUUGAUGGCAUUUCUAUACAAUAAAUGAAAGCCUUGAAAUCCAUUGAUUCAAAAGGUUUGUAAGCUAUUUAUAUCUUGUGUCAACGCUAUCUACAUAACUCAUGA